UUACUGAAAUUCGAACCUCAUGGAGAAAAGCUACUCAGACUGAGGGCUUAUCAGACAUAGAGGUGGACCUAACUGAAGUAAUGACAGAAAGAGCUCCAAUGGAUGCUAGACCUGUAGUGCAGAAGACGGCAGACUCUAGAUUCACGUGCUCUAUCUCGUCAUUUCCUGCACCUGACUUUGAUCCUCCCUUGUCAGAAAGGAAGUCCAGACUAAGUUCUACAGAAUUUAGACCUCAAGAGCAGAUGAAGAUAAGUCAUAUCGUUGAAUCUCCAGUUUUGGAAACAUCUGGAAUGCGAGAGAGUGAGAGAACUGAAGCACGGGAAUUAAAAUGUAUUGUUUUGAACAAAAGUUCUGUAGAAGAUCCAGGAGAACAGACUUCUCAAUAUGUAAAGAAGAGUCUGGGUACUCCAAAUAUUUGUUCAGAAAAUGAUAGUAGAACAAAUGUUCUACAUUCAAACCAAUUUUGGGGUUCCGUAAUGGGUGAGAUGCUGCACUGUAAUGUAUCUUCAUUGUUAAGUUCUGUCAGUUGUGAAGCUGGCCACUUGGGGAUAUUGGAUGAGACAUUUCCAGAAGAACAUGGUAACAUAGAUCCCAACAAAUCUGCAAGCUCAGAGUCUGAUUUUGGUGUAAUAGACAGUGCAUAUGUAAAAGGUGAUUCAAAAAAUAAAGGGGAUAUUAAAAAAUCAAAGCUAGAUCUGCAGUCCCAGUUCAACACAGGUAAAGCGCUGAAAAAGCCUGCAUCUAGCAGUGAAGAGAAGGUGCAUCAAACAUGUAAUGGAGAUGAAUCUGUGAGUUGUAAAUCAGACUUAAGUCUUGUACCAGGAAAAAGAGAGAGCGCUGAAUCUUGGAAUUGUCCACAUCUCUUCUGCUUGGAUGAAGAAUUUACCAACAUGCCAUUGCCAAAAUCUCUUGAUGAAAGAAAAUAUUCCCUGUCAUCUUUGCUGGUAUUCUCUCAACAUCUGGAGGAAAUGGCAUCAGCGGUACACGAAAUCCCAUUAAACUUACCAGACAGACUGAAGG
Molecule: messenger RNA, 1020 nt
Organism: Leptosomus discolor (cuckoo roller)
Lineage: Eukaryota; Metazoa; Chordata; Aves; Leptosomiformes; Leptosomidae
Source: RefSeq, a predicted model, not a curated record